GUUAUUGUCAAGACAGUACAGUAUUACUCUCAAGUUUCAAGUUCUAUAUUCCAGUAAAGAAGUAAACCAUACAGUUGCAGACGUCACUACUGUUAUAUGUCUUAUAUUAGCCCUUAAAAGUAUAUAAUUCAAUUACGAAACAAAAAUAUAAUACAUCCACCUACCAGCGUUCAAGCUCCGUACUUUUGAAUUGUACCGAUAAAUAAAGUUUCAAUUAUUUGCGGGCCAGUGUUAAAAUCGAAAAAAAUGCAGCUAACAGUGGAUCCAAGGCGAGCUGAUCGUGAACGUCGUUAUAAACCCCCACCAGCAACUUCAGCUCCAGCUGAGGACCUUACUACAGACUACAUGAAUAUUCUUGCUAUGGUGUUCUCAAUGUGUGGCCUUAUGAUGCGCCUGAAAUGGUGUGCUUGGACAGCUGUGUUUUGUUCAAGCAUUAGUUUUGCUAACUCUAGAGUUUCAGAUGAUACAAAACAGAUUGUCAGCUCCUUCAUGCUUUCAAUAUCAGCUGUAGUCAUGUCUUAUCUGCAAAAUCCUGCACCUAUGUCUCCGCCUUGGGUAUCUCUAACAACAUAGUGAUCAAAAUUACACUAUAAUAAAUAAAAAAAUAUUUAAUAUAUUAUCUAUUAAUGUA
Molecule: messenger RNA, 631 nt
Organism: Nymphalis io (European peacock)
Lineage: Eukaryota; Metazoa; Arthropoda; Insecta; Lepidoptera; Nymphalidae
Product: protein Asterix
Exons: 4
Coding region: 247-573 (108 amino acids)
Biological process (GO): protein insertion into ER membrane
Cellular component (GO): endoplasmic reticulum membrane
Molecular function (GO): protein folding chaperone
Source: RefSeq, a predicted model, not a curated record